Gregarina niphandrodes is the source of this 1251-nucleotide messenger RNA. Its product is annotated as putative gag-pol polyprotein. The transcript has a single exon. Lineage: Eukaryota; Apicomplexa; Conoidasida; Eugregarinorida; Gregarinidae. The record is from RefSeq and is a predicted model, not a curated record. Gene Ontology annotation, biological process: DNA integration. Gene Ontology annotation, molecular function: nucleic acid binding. The annotation marks the transcript as partial.
GGAGCGCAUGAAGAUGCCUAUAACCAGCUGCGACGGGCGGUCCGACAGACGGUCACGCUGUACGCACCCACCCCCAGUGGAGAGUACGUAAUCGAGACAGACGCCUCCGAGCUGGGAGUAGGAGCCGUCCUGAAGCAGGUACAAGAAGGCACGGAAGUACCGAUUGAGUUUGCCAGUAAGAAGUUCAAUCCAACCGAGUCGCGCUGGGAUACGAGAGAACGGGAGUUGUUUGCGGUCAAGUGGGCCGUGGAGAAAUGGCGAGACUACGUCGGCCUCGCUCACUUCACUGUCAGGACGGACCACAACAAUCUGCGCUACCUCACAAACGUCGACAAGGGUAAGGUCUUCCGAUGGGCACUCGCGCUGAGCAACUACGACUUCACUAUCGAGUUUAUAUCCGGCGAAACAAAUAACAUAGCGGACUGGCUCAGCAGGUACGCAGGCGACGACAGAGAAGAGGAUGAACUCUUGGACAGAAUGUCCUUACAAGUCGCAGCAGUGAGAGCACCCAUGCUCAAUCUGCCGCAACCUCCGACGAAGGAAGACUUCGUGCGAGCCUAUGCCGAGGAGGGGAAACCAGACCUACCCGGACUCCACUACGAUGGCCUGUGGUGGAUCCAUCUACGGACGCAGAAGAUCUACGUUCCCCGCCAGCUGCGGACACGCAUAGUCAUCGCGUUCCACUACGGACCCAGCGGCCACCUAGGAGUCGGCAAAACGAGGAAGAGGGUCCAAGCGCUAUACUACUGGCCCGGCUGUGCACAGGAUAUAGAGAGGAUGAUCCGCGAGUGUCUGAUUUGCAGAAGGCUGAAGACACCACCAGCUCACCAACAAGGCCUGCCGACAGGUACCCUAGGAAAGGCGGCAGCCAUGGACGUCGUCUCACUCGACCACGUAGGACCAAUACACAUGGGAGGAAUCGGGUGGAACAUCCUAGUCAUCAUCGACCAUGCCACGAGAUACAUGAUGGCGAAGGUCGUCCCCACGCUGGCAGCAGUCCAGACGUUCAGCACCUUCUACAGGCAUUGGGUAGUUCCCUUCGGACCCCCGCGCAUAGUACUGACGGACAACGGCACAAGCUUCAAGGGAGCAUUCCAUGUCAGCACGACGUACCAGCUCGGAUGCAAACACCUGACCGCAGCGCCGUACCGACCUCAAGGAACGGGAUUAACGAGGCAUCCCACCAAGAGCUCCAGAACGUGCUCAAAGCGCUCUGGCAAGAAGGAAUCCGAGACAUGGACCUCAUGGUAG